Guillardia theta CCMP2712 is the source of this 1605-nucleotide messenger RNA. RefSeq lists its product as hypothetical. NCBI's taxonomy places the organism in Eukaryota, Cryptophyceae, Pyrenomonadales, Geminigeraceae. Gene Ontology annotation, cellular component: site of double-strand break; nucleus. Bases 1 to 1605 code for a protein of 534 amino acids. Gene Ontology annotation, biological process: regulation of DNA double-strand break processing. The record is from RefSeq and is a predicted model, not a curated record. Gene Ontology annotation, molecular function: protein binding. The transcript has 13 exons.
AUGCCGUGUGGCUGCGGGCUCCAUGAGAGGAAAUUGAGUGAAGAAAAGGCUGGAGCCACCAAAGUCACAAGCAACGACGACGUGGACAAAGACGAGGAGAAGGUCGACCAGAGUGUGAUGCCGUUAGGAGGAGUGGUGGAUUUUAACUCAAAAGACUCUGAGAAUUCAGACUUGGAAAUCCGCUCAACAGUCGCACGAGUGAUGGGGUGCAGACGAGACUUUCAUGAUGUUCGCACGAUUCUCAAAGAUAAGGAGCAUGUAUCCAGCAAGAGAGCGUGUGACCAAAGUUUCUUGGAGAUCCAAGCAGAAGAAAAGCGUCGGAAGGUCGCGAGCGAAGUCAACACCCGUUUGUCUGGAGGUCCAGUCGAGGAGGAGAGCGAGGCUUCUAAAUCAGCCCCGUUCCCUGAAUUCACACACGAAACGAUCCUGCAUGGGCACGGUGGUCCAGUCCUGACCAUCACAGGUCACAAGUCAGAUGUCUUCCUCUCAGGCGGUAUGGACCAUGAGAUUCACACGUUCGACCUGAGGCGGGUGGAUCCGACCAAACUGACGCCGUCUCACUCCUUUGAACCUGCUCCAGGGUGUAGCGUGAAGCAGAUUCAACGACUUAGAAUGACAAAGUCUCUACCAGGACGUCCUCUGGUAGACUUCAAGGCAGGAAACCCAUACUAUGAUUACAUCGAAGACACGGCUGGACAUAUUGCAUCGCUGACUGCAGCCUUCUGGCAUCCAAGGAAGUCAGGCUGGUGCUACACUGCGGCAGGAGACGGGACUGUCCGCCUGUGGGACGUGAGGAGUUGUCACGUGGGCGAUGUCUCAUCCUUUGCUGCCUCACCUGAGCAGCAUAAAGUCCCCAUUCCCUGUGCCGUCCCCUCGGACGUGGGCGGAGUCCUUGCGAUGACUUCGGAAGGGAAUAUCGUCAUGUGGGAUGACCGAGUCGGAAAGAGGAAUCGCAUCCUCACAGACGCUGAGAAGCCAGAAAUCACAAUCAAGGACGCGCACCUGAAUGUUGACGCAUCCGGAUUGCCAUGUGCCUUGGCGUACUUGGAUAGGAAGCGGCUGAUUGUGAGCCAGGGAGGGGGGAUGGACAAGACAGUGAAGGUCUGGGAUGUUAGGAGAACUGACAAGCCGGUCAAGAUCUUUGAGAACGUUGACUGUUCCAGCUUUGGCUCUGCCAUCUGCUUCAGCCCCGAUGGCAAUUUCUUUGCAGUAGGCUCUAGAGUCUUCUCGAGCUCCUCCGCCCGAUCCAAGAAGAAGAGGAAGGAGGAGAGGGGUGAGGUCAACAUCUUCGACUCCUCAAGGCUUGUCAACCUCCAAAGCCUGCACAUCACCAGCGGCCCUGUCGUCUCGCUGUACUGGGAUGCAACUUCGAACAACCUCCUCGCCGGCUCCACGGGGGGGAAGAUUCACGUCUUGCAGAAGGGAGACGGGGGCAUACACACGAUCCCUGGGCUACAGCUGCAACCACUGAGCACAGAAGCCUCCCCGUCUGCUCCUGUCCAUUUCCAAAACGACUACUCAGGCGUGGACCUCAUCGAGCUUCAGCUCAUCAAGAGGACGCUGCGGGAGGAGAGGGAAGAGGCCAUGCCCGGCUCGACAAGAUGA